Molecule: messenger RNA, 660 nt
Organism: Puma concolor (puma)
Lineage: Eukaryota; Metazoa; Chordata; Mammalia; Carnivora; Felidae
Gene: TMEM125
Product: transmembrane protein 125
Source: RefSeq, a predicted model, not a curated record
AUGCCGGAAGGAGAGGCUCAAGCCCCGCCAGGCGGGGGGCCGCCCCCGGAUGCGCUGGCGGAGCAGGUAGAGCUGUGGUGGUCCCAGCAGCCCCGGCGCUCGGCGCUCUGCUUCGCCGUGGCCGUGGCGCUCGUGGCGGGCUGCGGGGCAGGUGGCGUGGCGCUGCUGUCCUCCACCAGCAGCCGCUCGGGCGAGUGGCGACUGGCGACGGGCACCGUGCUGUGCCUGCUGGCCCUGCUGGUCCUGGUCAAGCAGCUGAUGAGCUCCGCCGUGCAGGACAUGAACUGCCUCCGCCAGCCCCACCACGUGGCCCUGCUGCGGAGCGGCGGCGGGGUGGACGCCCUGGUCGUGCUGCUCAGCGGCCUGGUGGUGCUGGUCACAGGCCUGACUCUGGCCGGGCUGGCCGCCGCCCCGGCCCCGGCCCGGCCCCUGGCCGCCAUGCUGUCUGUGGGCAUCGGCCUGGCCGCCUCGGGUGCGCUCUUGCUGCUGGGCUUGCUGCUCUAUCAGGUGGGCGUCAGUGGACACUGUCCGCCUCUCCGUGCGGCCGCCCCCUCCACCCACGCCCACCACGGUGGCGACGGCAGCAUCUUCAGCAUCUCGGGACGGUUUUCUGCCGGGCGGCGUCAUGAGACCACGUCCAGCAUCGCCAGCCUCAUCUGA